Messenger RNA from Aspergillus fijiensis CBS 313.89, 489 nucleotides. RefSeq lists its product as uncharacterized. The coding region runs from base 152 to 319 and encodes 55 amino acids. The transcript has a single exon. NCBI's taxonomy places the organism in Eukaryota, Fungi, Ascomycota, Eurotiomycetes, Eurotiales, Aspergillaceae. The record is from RefSeq and is a predicted model, not a curated record.
GGAGGAGCUGGCGCGGUCUUUCGUUUCUUAGGCGCAGGGGCUGUCAAGGAUAUGAGAUUAGCGCAUGGUCAUAUUUUCAGUCGAUGUAUCACUAUGCCGGGCUCCUUUUCUGCGACCGUAGGGACAGGAUAGGCAAGGGAGGCAGAUAAGAAUGAAGCAUACCUUCUUCUUCAGGCUCUUCAGCCUCACCCUCGGCUUCCUCGUCAAAUUCCUCCUCCUCCUCUUCUUCCUCCUCGCUGCCAAGGUCGCUUUGCUCUACCUCGGAGUCUUCAUAUCUGCUGGUUUGUUAGUGCUUGGUAGGAAUUGUGAUUGGCAGUGAUGCGAUUGUCUUUAUGGGGCGGUCUGGGAAAGCGCGCGAAGAGAAGGGGGAGCUCAUGCGCCAUGGUUGGAAAGAGCGACGAAUGCGAAUGCGACAUGAGGGAGGAAAAUACUCACUCUUCUUCUUCCUCGCUGUCUUCAGGAAGCGAUUGAAGCUCCUCCUCUUCCUCG